Molecule: messenger RNA, 1627 nt
Organism: Rattus norvegicus (Norway rat)
Lineage: Eukaryota; Metazoa; Chordata; Mammalia; Rodentia; Muridae
Gene: Igfbp5
Product: insulin-like growth factor binding protein 5
Exons: 4
Coding region: 549-1364 (271 amino acids)
Biological process (GO): positive regulation of vascular associated smooth muscle cell migration; cellular response to cAMP; negative regulation of insulin-like growth factor receptor signaling pathway
Cellular component (GO): cytoplasm; insulin-like growth factor ternary complex; nucleus
Molecular function (GO): fibronectin binding; insulin-like growth factor binding; receptor ligand activity
Source: RefSeq, marked provisional
UUUUUUCCUCUCCCUUGAUUUCAACAUUUUCCCGAUCUUCUUGGCGCCGCCGACGCCUCUUACCUGUUCUGCGCAGCGGCGCAGCUGGCAGCUGAGAGAAGUGGGGGUGCGUUUUAGGUUUUAAGCAAAGGCAAAAAAAAAAAAAAUUAAGCCAAAUCCAUUUUUUUUCCUUCACCUCUCCCCGUUUCAAGGCCUCCAAGAUCAUUAUUUCUGUAGCUUUGGGGUGAGCGAUUCUGUGUUUCUCUUCAUCACCCCUCCAAUUCUGCCCCGAUCCCGCCUGGGUCUCCACUCACUGCGUGCACCUGGCGCGCCUCUUUUUUUUUCACCCCCAACCUGUUGCAAGUCUUUAAUCCUUGCAAUUGGGACUUGCGUGCAGGCACCUGAAUCCUCCUUGCCUCAUAUUUUGCAAGUGUUUGGAGGACAGCACCUGCUUUACCUGCAAGAGAUAUUUUUUAAAAAAAAAAAAUCUCCAGGCUCCCUCUUGGCCCCUUUCUCCACACACUCUCGCUCUCCUGCCCCGCCCCGAGGUAAAGCCAGACUCGGAAAAAAUGGUGAUCAGCGUGGUCCUCCUGCUGCUGGCCGCCUGUGCCGUGCCGGCUCAAGGCCUGGGCUCUUUCGUGCAUUGUGAACCCUGCGACGAGAAAGCUCUGUCCAUGUGUCCCCCCAGCCCUCUGGGCUGUGAGCUGGUCAAAGAGCCCGGCUGUGGCUGCUGCAUGACUUGCGCCCUGGCGGAGGGACAGUCGUGUGGCGUCUACACUGAGCGCUGCGCCCAGGGUUUGCGCUGUCUCCCCCGGCAGGAUGAGGAGAAGCCGCUGCACGCCCUGCUGCACGGCCGCGGGGUUUGCCUCAACGAAAAGAGCUACGGCGAGCAAACCAAGAUAGAGAGAGACUCUCGGGAGCAUGAGGAACCCACCACCUCCGAGAUGGCUGAGGAGACCUACUCCCCGAAGGUCUUCCGGCCCAAGCACACUCGCAUUUCCGAGCUGAAGGCCGAGGCUGUGAAGAAGGAUCGCAGAAAGAAGCUGACCCAGUCUAAGUUUGUGGGGGGCGCGGAGAACACUGCCCACCCCCGAGUCAUCCCUGCACCUGAGAUGAGACAGGAAUCUGACCAAGGCCCCUGCCGCAGACACAUGGAAGCUUCCCUCCAGGAGUUCAAAGCCAGCCCACGCAUGGUGCCCCGUGCCGUGUACCUGCCCAACUGUGACCGCAAAGGAUUCUACAAGAGAAAGCAGUGCAAGCCUUCUCGUGGCCGCAAACGUGGCAUCUGCUGGUGUGUGGACAAGUAUGGGAUGAAGCUGCCGGGCAUGGAGUACGUCGAUGGGGACUUUCAGUGCCACGCCUUCGACAGCAGUAACGUUGAGUGACGCGUCCCCUCCCUUCCUCCCCCUUUCCUACCCCCCAGCCCCAACUCCAGCCAGCGCCUCCCUCCACCCCAGGACGUCACUCAUUUCAUCUCAUUUAGGGGAAAUAUAUAUACAUAUAUAUUUGAGGAAACUGAGGACCUCGGAAUCUCUAGCAAGGGCUAAGGAGACACUCCCCAUCCCGACCCCGGAAACGUAUUCCUAUUUGAAGCAAGUUGAACGGACAGAGAAGGGAAGAAGAGAAGGGGCAAGAAGGAGCGAGGAAU